CGAAAUCUAGAUUUCAUCAAUUAACGCUUUUUUGAGCCUUUAGUGCGAGUGCGCUCUUCUGCGUGAAAUGAAAGAUUUGACUACUUCCUCGCAGUUCGUGGGACCAGAAUCUGCAAUAGGACACGCCAUCUUCCACGUUUUCUGCCAUUCGAAGAAUUUUACGUGCACAUGGUGGGGAACAUUCUGCAAAUUUCAUCUCCGACUGUUUGGUCAACAGACGUCUCUUAUGUCCACGCAUUCACGCAUCCGUCAGCGACGUGCGGGUGAUACUUUGAACUCUCGCGGACAGAAGGUAGUACGACGGCUGUGCCUGCAAACGCUGACCUACAGCAAAGGACGUAUCCUUCAGGAGGCUGGAACCCCGUGAAGUAACAAACCUUCUCGAUAGGCAUCCGUGCUCCAGGAAUGGUCGAUUGAUCGCAAAUUUUCCCGAGAACAGGUGUCGAGGAGCGUCGGGACACUUGGAGAGAACGAAUUUGUUAAGAAUCUGCAGCCACCUUUCUCGAGAGAGCAGCCAUCUCGCAGCUGCCCUGCUCUGUUCAGGAGGAAUUUCGAUCUGGUAUCAACGAAUUGUAUGUUUUUGAACAUUUGAACAUGGGUCGUGCCAAGAACGAGCAAGCGGAGAGCCCAAGUGGUCGGACGCAGGAGCAGACGGAGGAGGGUGGGGCCUGGCACGAAAUGGCGAUGGAAAGAGUGCUCUGGUCAGGGGAGGACAUCAAGAAGCGCGUCUCGGAGCUGGCCGAACAGAUAACGAGAGACUUUUCUGGCAAAUCGCUGGCCGUGGUCGGGGUAGCGACGGGAGCAGUCAUUUUCGUGGCGGAUCUGGUUCGCGAAAUCCAGAUUCCCGUCACGUUAGACUUUGUGCGGAUGAAAUCGUACGGAAACAGCACGACCUCGAGCGGCAAGGCGACUUGCAUCGCGGACAUUAGCAUCGACGUCAAAGAUAAGCACGUUCUGUUGGUGGAGGAUAUCAUCGACACGGGAAUCACAGUCUCGACUCUCGUUGCCCACUUCGGUGUCAAGGAAGUUGCAUCCUUCUCCGUGUGCACACUUCUGGAUAAACCGUCGAGACGAAUAAUCCCCGUCCAACUUAUACCUGGUGGCAAAUUUUACCGUGGGUUCGAAUGCCCCGAUGAAUUUGUCGUCGGUUACGGGUUAGAUUAUGCGGAGCUGUAUCGCAAUGUGCCAUACAUCGGUGUGCUCAAGUCACACGUUUAUUCCUGAGACCUCGAAACCAGCCCUGGAUUGAGUCAUCUCCAGAGCAUUUGAUGCAUUCCAAUGAAUCCAUCGUCAGUAGCAGAAGCCCAUGGAUGUACGUAUUUAAAUUUCUUUAACCCUAAAGUUCCUGCUUAUACAGCACACACCUUCACUUGGACGAAUUUUGUAGGUGAGUAGUCGGAGUGCACGUUGCUGCGGCAUAAAAAUAUUGGUCAACAGUUGAGUGUGUUGGUAGCACCCAAUGUGUAGAACGAAUAGAUGGUCAGCUGAAUAUGAAAGAUUUGAGAAAGUCGCAUUCACGACCUUCUCGUGUACGUACGUGCAUGCUUGCAACAUUUCUCAGUUGACUGGCUGACCACUCGCUCACUGACAUCGAUGUUCACGCAAGGCACAUCCUGGAAAUUGUAACACCACAAUUUCGUCUGCAGUUGAGAGUAACCGAUUGGAGUCAAAGUAUUUGAGCGCGCCUUACAUUUUUUACUGCCGGUUUCUUCUUGUACCGCUCCGUCAGUGACUUCUGAGGACUUGCUGAAACACCCACAACCGACUUUUGACUUUCAUACCGUCGUCGUCGAUCACUGUCAUUUGUUACACAGACCUUGGCAAUAAAUAAUGCUUCAUUGUACUCAGACAUCGCCACUCACCAAUUCCACGCGAUAGCAUGCCCAAAGCACGUCCUCUUGUUGUCCAGUCAUUUCAGAUUGUCAGGGUUGCGACAACGACGGUCAGUCAAGGACUUCCAGUCUGCAACACGGAAAAGCCGACGAGGAAACUCACUUCUCUCGAAGUGAAGCCAUGCAGAACGGACGCGACAGAGUUCGGGUCUGCUCGACUGUCCUUUUCUUACUGCUAGACCUCCGGCUCCAGGGAGGGAGGGAGGCUCACUACGGUUUAAGAGAAUCACAAGAGCUCCGAUAAUGGUAUGAUUUCUUCUUAUGUCCGAGGGAAACAAAACACUCCAACAUUGAAAGCCAACACGGGAACUUAGCUUCCAAGUCGAAACUCAAUUAACGUGGCUGGGGAGUGACUGUGUCAGAGAUACAAGAGAACUGCUGUUUAGUGUUGAGAGACAGAGUCAAUACUGUUUAGACAGAGACUGUUGAGAGACUGAGACUUUCUCAAAGAACCCAAUCUCGGAUUUUCUGACCCAGCGCUGCUUCUGGAAAGGCUGGCACCAUAUAUCUGGUUCAAUCACGGGUUAAUUGAUCUUCUGCCAUUGAUGUUUGAAUGAGCAGGCAUAGAAGGUGAUGAAGCUUGCUAAUUCAUUCUUGCCUUGAUUGUAUGUACUCUCCUUUAUGUGUUCGUUGAGAUGAUUCACAGAACAUUCCUAGGAUUGAAAUUAGCAUAAUAGACAUAAGAAGAAGCAGCCCGCGCCAUGGAGGAUAGCACAGGUUGGGAGCUGUCAGACACAAGAGAGAGAACAAAACCGACACACUAGUUUCAUAUCCUAGGGGAAGUGGCAAAGACUAUUAGACUACUGCCGCGCCUUUUGACACAUGACUCGUGUAAUGUGCCCCGGGAAGGACAUGAGUUGCC
Messenger RNA from Marchantia polymorpha subsp. ruderalis, 2754 nucleotides. The record is from the annotation of a GenBank genome assembly. NCBI's taxonomy places the organism in Eukaryota, Viridiplantae, Streptophyta, Marchantiopsida, Marchantiales, Marchantiaceae.